Molecule: messenger RNA, 538 nt
Organism: Brassica oleracea var. oleracea
Lineage: Eukaryota; Viridiplantae; Streptophyta; Magnoliopsida; Brassicales; Brassicaceae
Exons: 5
Coding region: 1-516 (171 amino acids)
Molecular function (GO): peptidyl-prolyl cis-trans isomerase activity
Source: RefSeq, a predicted model, not a curated record
AUGUUUUCGAUAGAAGUUUGCGUCUCUGUGUUCUGCUUUUAUUACUGGUGCUUGUUGGCUAUAGCUGCACCAAUCGUUUUGCUUAGAGCAUCUUUAUCCCACGUCUUUAACACGUCUCUUAUUUGGAGACUACAAGAGACGUAUGUUAUUAACACGUGUCUCCUUUUGAGACUUUGCUCUCCUUCUUCCCCGACUUCGCUCUUCUUCAAUUUCUCCCAAUUCGCAGCGAGAGAGAGAGAUGGUGCCGCCGGCAACGGAGCGGAGAAACAAAUCAUCAGACCCGGGACCGGUCCCAAACGUGCUCCGGAUCAAACCGUCACCGUUCACUGCACCGGAUUCGGGAAAGGUGGUGAUCUAUCCCAGCAGUUCUGGAGUACAAAGGACGCUGGGCAAAAGCCUUUCUCCUUCAUAGUCGGUAAAGGUGCUGUCAUCAAAGGCGUUAUCGGAAUGCAAAUUGGAGAGGUUGCUCGCUUACGGGUAUGUAGACUGCUCUUCUCAUCAUGCAAACAUAUUUGAUUGCUUCAUGAAUUCUAUUAGC